Heterobasidion irregulare TC 32-1 is the source of this 366-nucleotide messenger RNA. RefSeq lists its product as uncharacterized. The record is from RefSeq and is a predicted model, not a curated record. Bases 1 to 366 code for a protein of 121 amino acids. NCBI's taxonomy places the organism in Eukaryota, Fungi, Basidiomycota, Agaricomycetes, Russulales, Bondarzewiaceae. The transcript is spliced from 4 exons.
AUGAUUUCACUUCUUCCUCAAGCAACGCACCUUGCCCAAGAUGGACACCAAGAUACGCUGCAAAUGAAUGAGCUGGGCAACGUCAGAGACGCAUUGAAGCCGACCACUGAGCUCCUCAGUCGCUCGGUGCACGAUCAAUCUGUCCGCCUAUACUGCACAGUUCCAACAUGGGCUCCCUCCUCUGAUCUCUGUAUCGAUCUUCACGACUUGCACGACUUACGAUCCCGAUCUCUCUUAUUUAUUCACAACCUUGUCGAAUCACUUCGAGCAUCUGGUGUAUGCCAUAAUCGCUGUAGUUCACGCUUCAGCCAGUCGUCUCACUGUCACGGAAUAGGUCCCAGCAUCAUACACUCUUGCUCCCUCUAA